UAUUAUUACAAAUGUUGCACUUUAACGAUAAUAAUACAGCAAGUGACGAUCCUUUAGCAAAAAUACGACCAGUAAUCGAUAAAUUAAAGAUUUCCUUUUUGCAGUCAUUUGCACAUUAUGAAAAUCUAUGCGUCGACGAAAGUCUUUUGUUGUACAAGGGCAGAUGUUAUUUUAAACAGUUUAUACCAUCCAAGAGAAAAAACAAACAUUAGUAGAAGUAACACAGCCAUUGGAAUCUCUGGAGAUGUUGUGAUGACGCUGCUUCAGCCAUAUCUUGGAAAGGGCCAUACACUAAUUACGGAUAAUUGGUACACGAGUCUACGUUUAUAUACCUUAUUACACGAAAACAAAACCAACGCAUUUGGAACCGUUCGUAAAAAUAGGAGAGAUAUGCCCCACAUGGAAGAAAAGUUGAAGAGAGGAGAAAUGUGCUACCGAUCGACUGGCAUUUUAUUGGCAAUGAAAUGACAUGAUAAAAAGGGGGUUUGGAUGUUGUCUUCCGCACAUGCUGCUGCAUUGAUUGAAUCUGAGAAAAGGGAUUAUCGUACAGGAUUAUAUAAGAAAAAACCAUCAUGUAUUGCCGACUAUAAUUCCAACAUGGGUGCUGUAGAUAGAGUUGAUAUGAUUUUGAGUACACUUAAUUCCCUAAGGAAGACUAUAAAGUGGUACAAAAAAUUAUUUUUCCACUUGUUACAUUUAACUAUAUAUAAUGCAUAUAUUUUAUAUCAAAAAUCUACUGCUUUGAAACAAAAA
Bombus pyrosoma is the source of this 753-nucleotide messenger RNA. Its product is annotated as piggyBac transposable element-derived protein 4-like. NCBI's taxonomy places the organism in Eukaryota, Metazoa, Arthropoda, Insecta, Hymenoptera, Apidae. The record is from RefSeq and is a predicted model, not a curated record. The coding region runs from base 118 to 468 and encodes 116 amino acids. The transcript has 2 exons.